AUGUUUACUCGUUUGCACUUUCUCCGAAAGACACAUUUAUACUCAACGAAUAAUUUGACGAGUCUCUCUUUCCUCUCUCUCACUUACCCCAUCCUAUUCUCCUUCACAUGCUUCCUCCUCUUACCUAAUCUACAUUUACGUCUACUUUCAUUUUUCUUCCCUCUCCCCCACACUUCUUUUCCUUUUAUUCUUCCUUCUCUUUUUUUUCUGACUCUUCACUUACUCUCCUCUUCGUCUUCUCACUCAUCUUUACACCCCCUCUAUUCUCUCUCAACCUUUUUUCUAUUUCCUCUAAUUCUCUCCCCUUCACAUCCUUCAUUUUCCUCUCUUUUCUUUUUUCUUUCUUUUUCCUUUUCUGUCUUGUUCUUUGCUUUUCUUUUUUUCUUGAUGUGUUUUCUUUUUUCUUCUGCUUGUUUCUUUUUUCCUUUACUUUUUUUCUUUCUUAUUCUGUUUCUCUUUCUUUCAUUUUACUUCUUCCUUUUCCUUUUCUUUUCUCACUUUUUCGGCUGUAUUUUUUUUUGUUUUCUUUAUUGUCAUUUUUUCCUUUUCUUCUUCUUAAUCCAUUUUCCUUUCAUUCACGUUUCUUUUCUUUUUCUCUUUUUUCUUUUCCUUUUAUUUAUUCUUUCUUAUUUUUUCUUUACUUUUUUCUUCAUUGUUCUUUUUCUUCUUCUAAAUAAUUCUUCUUUUCGUUCUUGUUCCUUUUCUUUUUCUCUUUUCUUUCUUACCCUUUUCCUUUUCUCAUGUUUUAUACUCCUUUACCUCUACCAUUCUCAUAGCACUCUCCCCCUCUUUCUUUUUUUCUCCUCUUUUUUUUCUUUUCAUCUUUCUCUCUCCUUACACUUCCUCCUUUUUUCAAUUUCAAUCUUUCUCAUUCCCCGACUUCAUCUUCUUUGUAAGACUCUCAUUCUCCCUCUGCUCUCUCUCUCUCUCAAACUCUUCUCUCUUUCUUCUCAUUUUCUAAUUCCACCUCUUAUUUUUAACAAUUUCUCUCUCUCUCUCUCUCUCUCUCUCUCUCUCUCUCUCUCUCUGUCUGUGUGUGUGUGUGUGUGUGUGUGUAUGUGUGUGUGUUUAUUUUUUCGUUCUUUCUUUCUCUCUCUGACUCUGCUCUUUAAUUUCUCCUCUCUCUCUCUCACUCUUAUUCUCUCUCUCUCUCUUCCACACUUUGCUACUCUCUCUCUCUCUCUCUCUCUCUCUCUCUCUCUCUCUACUUCUUUUGUUCUUUUUCACUCCUUAUCAUACCUUCCUCAUCUCUCGUCCUUCGACUCCCCAUAUUCUCCUCUCCCUCUCUUUUGUUUUUCCCCUCUUCUCUCUCCAAAUUUACCUCUUCCUCCUCUUCUUAUCCCCUUCAAAAUUAGCACCUUCGUCUGCCCUUCUCCCCCCCCCUCUCUCUCUCUCUCUCUGUCUCUCUCUCUCUAUCUCUCUCUGCUGAAGCACAGCAGACCGAUCCGCGAACGACAAAUUCUCGGGUGCAGAUGGCAGGGAAACAUGCCCGGUGCGGAAUCGGGCAGGCUGCAGAUGACGCUGACGUCGACUCCCCUCGAACGCUCCUCGUCUCUCCUACUCGAAGUGCGCUACUCCGGUGACGCAGAGAGACCGCCAGCUGACCCUAUCCCCUGCAAGGUUCUUCAAUUGUGUUAA
Acanthosepion pharaonis is the source of this 1638-nucleotide messenger RNA. NCBI's taxonomy places the organism in Eukaryota, Metazoa, Mollusca, Cephalopoda, Sepiida, Sepiidae. The record is from the annotation of a GenBank genome assembly.